Trichophyton rubrum CBS 118892 is the source of this 2093-nucleotide messenger RNA. RefSeq lists its product as uncharacterized. NCBI's taxonomy places the organism in Eukaryota, Fungi, Ascomycota, Eurotiomycetes, Onygenales, Arthrodermataceae. Bases 1 to 1671 code for a protein of 556 amino acids. Gene Ontology annotation, molecular function: mRNA binding. The transcript has a single exon. The record is from RefSeq and is a predicted model, not a curated record.
AUGGGCAACGGACAACAGAAUCAGCAGCAGCAGCAGCAGCAGCAGCAGCAACAGCAGAACCAGAACCAGAACCAACAGCAGCAGCAUGGCGGUGCUACUGCGGUUCGCAUGCGGAUGCUGCCGCGGAACACCAGCUACGAGGCACUACGGAGCAUGCUGCUGUUCGCAAAGAACCUGCUCGAUGCUGAAUUUGUGCCCAACGAAUACUCAGAGGACUCUUCCUUUCUGACGGCCAUCGCCCUGUUCGAGACGCGGACCGCAGCCGAGGAGGCGCAGGCGAUGCUGAACGGGAAGCCCAACUCGACCAACGACGCCAACAUGAUAGUCGAGAUCGUCUCGGGGCCCUCGACGUCUGCCUUGAUAUCUCGCCGCAACACCAUUGACCACCUGCCUCGCUCGCUCUCGAUGCUCUCUCCGACCUCGCCGCAUCCCUUCAUGCCGCCGUCUCGCAUGCUGAGCCGGCUGGACGACAUGCACUCGCUCGACAAUGCGCUGGACGGCUCGUCUAUCGGCAAGCAGUCCUCGGCUUCAACUACAAACGGCGAGCUGCCUGCGCCGGAUACCGGGUCGCGAAUACACUCCCUCUUCUCCUCUCAGUCUCCCGCAGGCAACGGGAUGAACGACCGGCCCCGUGUUUCUGGCAAAUCCGUCAUCGAUCAGGACGUCGAUGAAGACACGGGCGAGCUGCUCAAGGAUCCCAUCGCUUACGCUAGAAACGGACCCAUGGCCCUCCAGCGCCGCUCGACAAACCCGCAGCUGCCCAUGUCGCAGUUCUCCAAUCUCUCGCUAACGACCAACCUGUCAUCUCCGCCGCUGGCCCCCUUCAGCGCCGGAGCUGGCACUCCAGCCACCAGGAACAUGCCCACGCCCACCAGCGCAGUAUCUACUUUCAGCGGAAGCGGCUCGACAACCCCUUACCACCAGCUUCAGUUCCACCGGCUCAACUACCCGCCAGUCAACCCAGCGGACCAGAAUCCCCCCUGCAACACUCUAUACGUCGGCAAUCUACCGCCAGACACCUCCGAAGACGAGCUCAAGGCCCUCUUCUCCCGCCAGCGCGGCUACAAGCGCAUGAUCUUCCGCCAAAAGCCCAACGGGCCCAUCUGCUUCGUCGAGUUCGAAGAUGUCUCCUUUGCUACCAAAUGCCUGACCGAACUCUACGGCUACGAGCUCUCCAACAGCGUCAAGGGCGGCAUCCGGCUCAGCUUCUCCAAGAAUCCCCUUGGCGUCCGCAACGGCCAGCCAGGCAGCAUUCACCCUGCCAACUCCAUGAGCUCUCCAGGCCCUGUCUCCGGCAUGAACAACAGCACAUCAGCAGGCAUGGGACCGGUCCGGUUCUCAACUGCAAAUGGCCCACCACCUGGUCUCAGCGCCCCGCCCGGCCUACCCAUGCCCAUGCCAAUGUCUAUCCCGACAAAUAACUCAGCCAUGGGACCGCCACAGCAGGUCCAGGUUCUCAAUUCCUCGCAGUUUAACGGCCUCGGGCUUGGCCUGAAUCAUAACGCAAAUGCCAUGGCAGCAAUGCGGCCUGGUGCUGGACCGGGUCCCGGCUCCGGCCCCUCCAUGAAUAUGGGCGUUGGCAUCGGCGUUGGCAUCGGUUCGCCGACUGCCGGUAACAUGGGAGCCAUCAACAACGGCGGUUCAUACCCGGACUAUAUGAUGGGGAGAUAAAAAAAAAAAAAACACUUCAUCUACACCACAGACUUACUUCCUUACCCCUUUACAUCACUUAUUCACUCACUCAACUCAACUUCUCGUCUCAUCUUCAUCUGUAUAACGGUUUUGUAUGGCGCGUGGCAUGGCAUAGCAUGGCAUAGCAUAGCAUGACAUGUAUGAUGAAGGCACGGAGCAUUGGGCGCAACGGACUACAAACCACCACCACUCGACUCUCUAUACCAUUCUACCUUCCAAAAAGACGCAAGACGCCAUCCAGAUUCCCUUCUACUCGGAUCCCUACCCCAUCUGCUGUCGGUUUCCAAUUUUCUCCCCUUGGACUGUUAUUUCUUUUUUUACCCCCGUUCCUUUUGCCAUCUCAUCAUCUCUAUUAUCUACUUGGGACCGUUUCUACUGCUCUUAACUUCAUUCAUCAUGCU